GAUUUAAUUGUCAGGGAAAGCAAGUGUACCAACCUUAACAUAAAUGCACCUUUGCUUAAAACGGCAUAAAACGUAAACAUCUUUUAUGCUUGGUUAGAUCUGCGCUUGGUGAUAUUCGAAAUGGAAGACAUGUAUGAAAAUUCUUUAAUGAACAGUUGGCCUACAAAGAAGCCGAAAAGAAAAACGGACAUGAGUCAAGAGGACUGCCUCUACUUCAUACAUCUGUUUAAAAAACACGCGUGUCUGUGGCAAAGAACCCAUAGUGACUACAGAGAUCAAGUCAAAAGACAUAAAGCUUGGGAGGCUAUGUCGCAAAUAACAGGAUACUCGAAAGGGGAAUUAAGACACAAAUGGGAUUCCCUUUGCAGUUCCUUCCGACAUUACCGAAGAAUUCAUAAUAAAUCAAAAAAGUUGUUGGGUUCGAAAGAUGCGCAGCAUCCAAAGUGGUUUGCCUACAAAGCGUUAAGUUUUCUUGAUCAUCAAGUCCAACAUGACAAACCUCCGUCGCCUGGCGUGAACUCUGAAGAAGAUACGCAACCGGAAAUCGAUGACUUUGGAACUUAUUUUUUGGAACCAAAACUGGAACCAGAGCCACCGGAAAUCGAAGACAUACAGAUUGAAAUGUUAGAGCCUGAAGUGACACCGAAGACAGUGACGUUAGUCAACAUUCAUGACAAAACAGUAGUUUGUAAGACCGUCCCUCAACCAGAAACCAAGAGACCCAGAAUACUGCGGAACCUACCAAUACAAAACGUGAAUGAUCCUGAACUGAACUCUUAUGCAAGCAAGGAAAAGCCUUUUCCAUUAUCGGAGGACCCACUACGAAUAGGUCGUGAGGAUCAACCAACAGCGUCUACCGAGAGGCAAACACCGUUUAGAUCAUUUGCGAACCUAAUAGAGCAAGAACUUUGCCAUCUAUCUAAAGAGCACGCAGCAAUGGCCCAGAUGGAUAUUUAUCGCAUUAUUGGGGAGUACAAAUUGAAAGAUAUACGCCAAUGCACAUCCAAUUCGAAUUCGGCUGACAAAAAUUUGAUGGAAUCAUCGCCGACGCGAACAGAGAUACGGCCCGUUUAAAAAGAUUAACUAUAACUGUAUUAAAACAGAUGAGUUGCAAGUUGCAACAUACAAUAAAACGCUAUGUA
Molecule: messenger RNA, 1142 nt
Organism: Anopheles coustani
Lineage: Eukaryota; Metazoa; Arthropoda; Insecta; Diptera; Culicidae
Exons: 7
Coding region: 121-1074 (317 amino acids)
Source: RefSeq, a predicted model, not a curated record